This is a messenger RNA of Prunus armeniaca (apricot), 546 nucleotides long. Lineage: Eukaryota; Viridiplantae; Streptophyta; Magnoliopsida; Rosales; Rosaceae. The record is from the annotation of a GenBank genome assembly.
AUGCCUAAUAUCAAUUUGAGUGUGGUAUGUUUCAAAGAACCACUGGGAGGACAAUCAGGGGAAGACAUUCAAGGAAUAGUAAAUGCAGGGGAAAAAGUUUCUAUGGCAGAGGAAGUUGGGCAUGGGCAACCUUUGGGCUUCUUUGAAGGUGGAGGAAAAAUUUCUGACAAAAGCAUCACUUACAAGGUUGGCCCAAUUUCUUUACAAAAUCCUGAAGUGGUAAGCAAUGAACCACAUAAUGAAGGGUCUGAGCUGUCAAUGAAUAUGGACAUUAUUCCUCUCAAAACUCUAGUGCAAGGAGGAAAAUGGAAAAAGAAAGCAAGGGGUACUGAGCAUGGAGUGAAUACAGAAAAAACUAAUAUGGUGUUGGGGACCAAGUAUAAAACAAGCGAGGAUGAGAUGGAAACAACGAGUGGAAGCAAGAAAGGAAGAACUUAUGUUUCAGAAAACAUGACGAAAGUCAAUACCAUUGUGGGAUCAGGGAGCUGGCCCACCAUGAGUAAUGAUUGUUUUAAGUUGAAAUGUUCGAGGGCUUGGGAACCCUAG